AUGCUGAAUUGGUAUGGAACAGAAGUUGAAAGUGUUGGUCGUGUGAUUAAUGAAAAUGCUCCUGGAAAUAAUCAAAUGACCUCUCCACAAAUACAGAAAGAAUUAGUGAGGGCUUGUGCAGAAGAGACCACGCGGGCUAUUAUUAAUGAGAUUGGAGAUAGUCAUUUCUCUAUACUUCUUGAUGAGUCUCGUGACAGAUCAGUAAAAGAGCAAAUGAUUGUCAUUGUAAGGUUUGUGAAUAAGCAAGGUCAAGUAAUUGAAAGAUUUCUUGCUGUUGAACAUGUUGUUGAUACUUCAGCCCCUUCAUUAAAGACAGCUUUGGAUGGAUUGUUUGCCCGUUUUGUUUUAUCUAUUUCUAGAUUGAGAGGGCAAGGAUAUGAUGGAGAUUCUAAUAUGAAAGGGCAAUUUAAUGGGUUGAAGACAUUAAUUUUGAAUGAAAAUCCAUUUGCUUUUUAUGUCCAUCGCUUUGCCCACCAAUUACAGAGAGAUGCAUUGCUUCAGAAGCACCAUGAUAAGAUUGUGGAGAAAUUGGAGAAAGGUGAGAUCUUUCCAGGAAGAGGCCAACAUCAAGAGACUAAUCUUGCAAGACCCGGUGAUACUAGGUGGGGCUCACAUUAUACAACUUUAAUCCGUCUAUUUACCAUGUGGGAGUCAGUAUUAGAGGUGUUAGAGAAUAAAGAUCAAAACAUUGUUAAUGCAAUGGGGUUGAUUGUAACUGUGAAAGAACUUAUGCAAGAUUUGAGAGAAAAUGGAUGGGGUACAUUUUUGGAAGAAGUCAGGAGCUUUUGUGUUGAAAUGUCAGUUUCAGUGCCUAAUAUGGAAGAUAGUAUACCAGUUCGAGGCCGUUCGAGACGUGGAGGGCAAUUGGUUACUUAUUACCAUCAUUAUCAUGUAGAGAUCUUUAUUGCAGUGAUUGAUUUAUUUACUGUUGAGAUGAAUAACCGAUUUAGUGAAACUUCUACAGAGUUAUUAAGAUGUAUUGCUUGUCUUGAUCCAAGAAACUCUUUUUCCAGAUUCGAUCAUGGUAUGCUUGUUCGACUUGCUCGACUUUUACUCGAUGAUUUCUCCACAUCCGAUCAUCUUAUCUUGAAAGAGCAACUUCGCAUAUAUAUUCAUGAUGUGAGAAGAAAUUCGAUUUUUUUCAAGUUGUCAUGA
Messenger RNA from Dioscorea cayenensis subsp. rotundata (Guinea yam), 1155 nucleotides. RefSeq lists its product as uncharacterized. Bases 1 to 1155 code for a protein of 384 amino acids. The record is from RefSeq and is a predicted model, not a curated record. The transcript has 3 exons. Lineage: Eukaryota; Viridiplantae; Streptophyta; Magnoliopsida; Dioscoreales; Dioscoreaceae.